GAAUGUAUCAAGCUGCCUGAGGACCAGCCCAAAUACAAUACAAUCCAAUCCAAUCUACAGAUUUUGAGAUAUAGACAUUGUCAUUGUCAUCCCACGGGAGGAAAGGCCAAGGAGAUCCAAAUUGGAGAGCUCUGACCUGAGGGAAGGACCGGAGUUGAAACCAGAACCAGAACCACAUCGGACGAUAGAGAGAUUGUGUGUGAGAGAGAGAGAGAGGUGCAGAGGAGCAGAGACCAGUUGAGCCAUGGACUGGGGCGAAGGGGAUCUGGUCUGGUUUGACCCGGGCAUGGGCCAUCCCAUACCCGGCGAGAUCCAGGAGGUGCAUCGAGCUGCUCAAGUGAUCGUUGUCCAGGCGCUGAUAAAAGGAAAGCCUCAAACGUUCGCGCUGCAGCCGGGCGAGGGCAGCUUGCGGGCUCGCCAGGAUUUGGGCAGCAGUGGCAUGGACGACAUGACCAUGCUGGACGACCUGCACGAGGCUUCGCUGCUGUGGAACCUGCGACUGCGCUACGACAAGGGCCUCAUUUACACGUUCGCCGGCAGCAUUCUGAUCGCCGUCAACCCCUACAAGAUGUUCCCGGACGCCUACGGGCUGGAGGUGGCCAAGCAGUACGCGGGCAGACCGCUGGGAGUCCUGCCGCCGCAUCUGUUCGCCAUUGGGGCGGCGGCGCACGCGGCCCUGCCUUCGCCACAGGUGGUGGUCAUUUCGGGCGAGUCCGGGUCCGGGAAAACGGAGUCCACCAAGCUGGUGAUGCAGUAUCUGGCCGCCGUGGUGCCCGGCGGGGGCUCCGCCUCGGCGGUCAUCACCGAGCAGAUCCUGGAGGCCGCCCCGCUCCUGGAGGCGUUCGGCAACGCUCGCACGGCGCGCAACGACAACAGCUCCCGUUUCGGCAAGUACCUGGAGGUGUACUUCAAGAGCGGCGCCAUCGUGGGCGCCAAGAUCACCCAGUAUCUGCUGGAGAAGUCGAGGAUCGUGACGCAGGCGCCGGGGGAGCGUAACUACCACGUCUUCUACGAGAUGCUCGGCGGGCUGAGCGAGGCGGAGCGGAGCAAGUACGGACUCCUGGAGGCGGACAAGUACUUCUACCUGAACCAGGGCGCCACCGACUGCGCCAGCGGGCGCGUGGACUGGGCCUCACUGCAGAGCGCCAUGCAGGUGCUGGGCGUGUCCGAGGGCGAGCGGGAGGGCAUCGUGAGGGUGCUGGCCGCCGUGCUGCACCUGGGCAACGUGUACUUCCAUCGGCGCCAGCUGCGACACGGCCAGGAAGGGGUCGAGGUCGGCUCCGACGCGGAGAUCAAGUGGGCCGCCCACCUGCUGCACAUCAGCGACGAGGGGCUGCACCGGGCCGUCACCAGCCGCACCACGGAGGCUCGGGCUGAGCGCCUGCACACGCCGCUGGGCAUCGACCAGGCCCUGGACGCUAGAGACGCCUUCGCCAAGGCCCUCUACGCGGGCCUCUUCAACUGGCUGGUGUCGCGCAUCAACUCGAUCGUGCAGAAGGGCGGCACCCACGACGCCCACCGCAUCAGCAUUCUAGACAUAUUCGGCUUCGAAGAUCUGGCCGAGAACAGCUUCGAGCAGCUGUGCAUCAACUACGCCAACGAGAACCUGCAGCUCUACUUCAACAAGCACGUCUUCAAGCUGGAGCAGGCGGAGUACGCUCGCGAGCGGCUCGAGUGGACGCCGCUGGCGUGGGACGACAACCUGCCCGUGAUCCACCUGCUGGCCAAAAAGCCUGUGGGCAUUUGCCACCUGCUCGACGACGAGUCAAACUUCCCCCGGGCCACGGACCUUAGCUUCCUCGAGAAGUGCCACUACAACCACGCCCUCAGCGAACUGUACGCCAGGCCACGCAUCGGGGCCCAGGAGUUUGGGGUCACCCACUACGCCGGCCAGGUGUGGUACUGCGUGGAUGGGUUCCUCGACAAGAACCGCGACGCGCUGCGCGGGGACGUGCUCGAGCUGCUCGCCUCAAGCCGCCUCACCCUAGUCACCGAGCUGACCAAGCAGCUGCGGGCCCAGCGGGACGCCGGCAAGACCCUGCCAAAGGGCAGCAACGGGCGCUUCGUCACCAUGAAGCCCCGCACCCCGACGGUGGCCGCGCGCUUCGCGGACUCCCUCCAGCAGCUGCUGCAGUCCAUGGGCCGCUGCCAUCCUUGGUUCGUGCGCUGCAUCAAGCCCAACCAGGAGAAGCACGCUCUGCGCAUGGACAUGCCCUGCGUGCUUCAGCAGCUGCGCUACCUCGGCAUGCUGGACACGAUCCAGAUCAGGCAGCGCGGUUACCCGGUGCGCCUCCGCUUCCAGCACUUUGUGGAGCGCUACCGCCACCUGCUGACCGCGCCGCUGGCCCGCGGCACGCCCUACCGCGAGCUCUGCCGCGCCCUGCUUGAGGCCAUGCCGCGCACCGGCGUCGAGGGACCAGACUACCAGUUGGGCGCCACCCGCGUCUUCCUCCGUGAGGCUCUUCAUCGCGCCCUCGAGAGCGGCCGCACCGAACGCCUGCGCCACGCCGCCGUCAGCAUCCAACGCCAUGUUCGCGGCAUGCUUGUGAGGCGCCAUCUGACCCGGCGCAAGGCGGCCGCGACACGACUCCAGGCCCGGUGGCGUGGCCAGCGACAGCAGCAGUACUUUGAGCGCAUGCGACGCGCCGCACUCACCGCCCAGCGGCUGUGGAGGGGCCAGCAGGCCAGGCGGCGCGUCCAGCAGAUGCGCUCCGACCACCGGCGUCGACAGGAGGCCCGGGAGGCGGCACAGCGGUCGCGCGAGGCCCGUGAGGCCAAGCAGGCGGUGCUGGAGAGGAGCCAGCUGAGCUACCUGGACAUCCCGGCCGAGCUAGCCUUCAUCUACUCCAAGCUGCAGGGUUGGUCGCCGCCGCACAGCGACAGGCACCUCGUGAAGGUGCUGGGCACGGUGCCCGGCCCCCCCGCCGCUUCCGUCCAGCUGCCCGAGGAUCUGGCCCAGUUCUCGUUUGGAAAGUUCAGCAGCGUCUACUGCAACGGCCUGCGCCUGCAGCCGCGCCGCGAGCCCAUCUCCGCCCCGCUCCUCACGCGAGCGGCGUCGCGGGACCAGGACUUCCAGGACGCCCUGGCCGUGUUCAAGCUGAUUCUGCGAUGGAGCAACGACAAGGCCCUGGAGGGCCCCAAGGAGAAGCUCCUCUCCGACUACAUUGUGCACAAGGCGCUCAGCUCGCGCGGCCUGCGGGAUGAGAUCGUGGUGCAGAUCUGCAACCAGGUGCACGGCCUGGGCUCCGCCUCGGGCGAGGCUACACGCCUGUGGCAGCUGCUCGGCCAAUGCCUGUGCUGCUUCCAGCCCAGUCCCGCCUUCAGCAAGUAUCUGAUGAAGUUCGUCGACGACGAGGCGCCCGCGCCCAUGCGCAACCUCCUACUGCACCAGCUGCUGCGCCAGCAGAGCAGUGGAUCGGGCGGAGUGGCGUGCCGCAGCUUCGUGCCCGCCUGGCUGGAGUGGCGCUCGUGGGCGCGCAGCUGCGACAUGGCCCUGCCGCUCACGUUACCCGACGACGCCAGUCAAACGGUGGCCAUCGACUCGUGGACUUCCUGCGAGGAGGCAGCGGCUCUGGCGGUCUCCACGCUGGGCGUGGCCAGUCGCGGAUGGACCAUAGUGCUCGACGAUGGUCAGCAGCUGACGGACAGCUGUGGCCUGGACUACGUCAUGGAUUUGAUUGCCGAGAAGGAGCUGUGCCCUGCCUUCCCCGCUCCCAGGAGCGACCUUCUCCGCUCCGGUGCCAAGUUCACUCGCACCUCCCUACCUGAGGCCGUGAAGCGGCCAGGUGUCCCUCCCCCUGCGCCACCUACCCCCACCGCAAAGGCAGAUCCGCCCCAGCAGCAACAGCAGAAGCGAAGAAGCAGCCGAGAUCUGCUGUCCCGUAGCUCAGCCCUGAACGAACGGUACUUCGAGCGCGAACCGAGCUCGCCCAGUCCGAGCCCGGGACAGGCCAAGUCGCGCUCGAAGUCGCUGGACGAUCUGCUGGCCGGCGACAUAGCGCCGGGUCAGUCGCUGCCAUUACCCGACUGCGAGUCCCAGGAGCCACUGCACACGCUGGGCCUCUCCGAAAGCCGCCUCAACGACCGCUACCAUUCGGCAGAGCGCCUGGCGCCCAUGGGCAAGGAGACGACGCCCCGCUACCAGAAGUCGCAGAACGCCGCUCGGCGCUCCCACGUCGCCCCGCACGGCUCCCACUCCAGCAAGUACGUGGACAAGUCGGAGUAUGCCACCCGCUCCUCGGCCAUGUCCGACACCAGUGAGGCCCCCUCUCUGGCCUCGCACGUGCGCCGUGUGCGUGUACCCUCGCAGGCCUCCGACGUCGACCAGUUCCUGGACGACUUGUUCAGCCCGGUGCUCGAUGGCUCCCUGGACGAGCUCUCCGACGCCAGGUCCCUAGCAGCAAGCAUCAGAGGAGGAGGCCAAAGGCAAACCACAGAAGACUCGCUGGAUGCGGAGUUGCAGUGGGAAGAGCUGGAGCUGGACAGCCUGGAUGACUACAUCAACACGCUGUUCGACACCAUCGACAUAGCAGACGAACUGGACAAGCUGGCGGGGAAGCAGCAGCAGCAGCAGCAGUCGCUGGUGGACUGCAUUAAGGGGGGUGGCAGCACGGACCACGUGUCUACGGCCGCGGGGGGCAGCAACGGAGGCGAUCCGCUGAGGCAUCAGAUGAUCCAGAUGCCGGGGGAGACAGACUCGGGCCCGGCCCUCUACCAGCAGCAGGUGCAGCGCGCCUUCCUCCAGUCGGCGAUGGCCCAAAACCUGCAGAUCCAGCAGCAGCUGCUGGCCCAGAACCAAGCGCUCCAGACGUUGCUCAGCCAACAGGCAGCGGCAGCAGCGGCCGCCACCUCCGCCUCCCCACCACCGGCGCCACUUGCAAUGGGCAGCCGCAGCCUAUCCAGCAUGUCUCCACCGCCACCGCAGUCGCCGCUGCGGAUAAAGGCGACGCGCAGCAGCAUGGUGCUGAUGGAUGCUGCGAAUCCGCCGGCGCCACCACCUCCGCCGCCGAUGCCGCCGCCGCUGGAGUGCAAGGAUCCUUCCGAGACGCGGCACUUCCUGGACCCGUACGGCCGCGCCAAGACCGUCAGGAUCGGCAAGUGGCGCUGGCCGCCGCCGCAGGGCGAGCCCCAGUUCCAGACCGAGGAGGACUUUUUCGCUUUCAAGAUGCGGCAGCAACAGCGGAAAACGACGCCGCAGGCGCAGCACCAGCUGUCCGCCAACGGAGGAGCUGCCACGGCCAUCGAGUGGGAAGAGUUCGAAAUCGAGAGCCAGACGCCGCCGGCGCCGUCGCAAACGCCGGUUAUGAUGAUGGGCAGCAGCCUGACCACUCAGCUUAUGCGGAGCAGCAUCCGCAUGGAGACCACCACCACGACCACAUCCGCGACUACGACCGCUUCCAGAGAUGUGCAGGAUGCAGCACAGGGACAGGCACAGGGACAGGCACAGGGACAGGCGCAGGCACAACAGACCAUGGUGACCAGCACCAAGCUGGCGAAAAAGAGCUUCGAGAUCGGGGCCGACCGCCCACCCCCCGGCAGCGUGGGAAAGCUGAAGCUCAGUUCCGAGAUGCGCCAGAGGCUGGAGCAGGUCACUGCCGGCCACUCGGUUCGCUCCACGGUGUCCAACAAGUCCGAGCAACGUGCCCCGUCUAAGCUGGAGGACACCCGCAAGCUGAUGCUCCAGCAGCAGCUGGGCGGACUCUUUGCCAGUGUCAGCGGUGGCGGUGCAGGCCACGGCCACGGACACGGCGACUCUCUGGCCACGGUGCGGACGCAGAUAGAGCGAAUGGAGGGCAAGCUGUCUCCGCCGCCGACCCCACCUACAAGCGCCUGGCCGGGAGUGCUUCUGCCGCCGGCACCCAGCGUGCCCGCACCACCGCCGCCCAUUCGGCCGCCGAACAUGGCGCCGCCAGCUCCACCCCCGGCUCCACAAACGGCCAACGAGCGGAUCCACACAACCGAGCCGGAGCCGGACUACCGCAAAGAGAACGUGCCCGCGUUCAUCCAGCGCCAGGAGCGGGACACCUUUGGCGCCGUGCGCCAGAGCGUCCACCAGCAUCACCAACACCAGCCGCUGCUCCAGCACCAGCACCAGAACCAGCUGCAGCACCACCACGUGAGCGAUGAGCACUCGGCGUCCUCCGUCGCCGCCUGGGAGCAGGCUGAGCGGGAAAGGUCGCGCAGCCGGAGCAGAUCGCGGGACCGCGAGGACUACUCCGAGUCCGUGUGGGACCGGGCCGAAGUGGAGGGCCCGGCCUCCGGCAGCGGCAGCGAGAAGGAGCGCGAGAAGCGGGAGCGCGAGCGUCUCUACGAGCUCCGCCAGGUGGAGCGCGAGAAGGAGAGCCACAAGGUGUACCAGCCGGCGCCGCCACGCGUCAUCCAGGCCAGCCUGGACACCAUGUCCAUGCCCAUGGGCAAGUCAGGCACUCCGGCCACUUUUCGCACCCACAUGGCCCAGAAGUAUGAGCACGAGCGGAAGCGAAAGAGCUCCGCCAGCUCCGGGAUGCGCGACGAGCUGGAGCCGAUUGCCACGCCCCCGCCAGUCCUGGUUCCGGCCCCCGUGCCCCCACCACCAGCAUCGGCCUCAUCCUCGUCCAGCGGAAUGAGUCCCGGGCUGGCAGUGGCCGGUACAGCCACUGGAUCCGGAUCGGGACUAGGAGGCACGGCUGUGCCAGAGACCGCGACCGGGUCCGUGGCAAUGUCUGGCCUUGGGGCCAGCUCCUGCCUGACAUACAACCGUGUGCCAUGGAAGCUGCGGGUGCGCAAGGAGGUGUUCCAGCCAAACGAGCCUAUUGGGCCGCCAGUGGCCCUCGACCUGCUCUUCGCCCAGGUGCUGAGCGACGUGUUCGGGGUGACGCCAUGCCUGCGCAUCACGCCGCAGGAGAAGAGCUCCGCGCUGAACAUGCUCCACGGGCACGGGGUCAGCGUGGACACACUGUCUGCCAGGGGCCAGCAGGUGCGUGCGCUCGUGAAGCGCCACCUGGUGGACAUGGCCCGCGACUGGCCGCUCUACUUCGCUCGCCUGUUCGCAGUGCAGGGCGCCCCACUCUACCCGGACGUCAGCGUCAUGGGCGUCUCGCACAGCGGCCUCUACCUGGCCCGCCGCGACACCGAAUACCUGAUCGUGGUGCAGGCCAUUGCGUUCGCGGAGAUCCAGAACGCCGUCACCCUGCCGCGGCCCGCCGCCCUCCAGCUGAACAUGCGCAACGGGAAGCACCUGGCUCUGCAUGCCUCCAGGGCCGCAGCCAUCCAGUCGAUGAUCACCACCUUCGUGCAGGAGUUCCGGAAGUCACAGUCUAAGGCAUCGACGCUUUCGUCGGGAGCUCGAGCCGCCGCCCAGAUCCUCAAUGUUCCGCUGGAGCGCAUGGAAACUCGCCAGGCGCAUGCACAGCGCAACGAGCACGGCAACUUGAAUGGGAACGAGGGGGAGAAGCAGCAGCAGCACCAGCAGCACCAGCAACACCAGCAAUCGGAGCUGCAGCACCACCUGCAGCAGCAGCAUUUGGAGGAUGCCUUCGAGGAGCAGCAACUGGCGGCUGAGCAGCAUCAUCAAGGACAGCAACAACAGCAGCAGCAGCGGUUUAUGAAGCAGCAAAGCUACCUGCACUCGACCCGCAAGCCGAAUGCAGGCCAACAGUCCUCCUCCCUCACCAAUGGCCAGUCCCACCAGUCACCCGAUCAGCUUCUACAGCAGCAGCAGCAGCAGCAGCAGUCGAUGACACACCACGACCUGGAAGCCAACUACUUGACGGAGGAUACCAACGGCGGCACCCCGCUCUCGGUCACAAAAUACUCGCUGCUCCAAUUCGCCAUGCAGCACUUCCGCAACGACCAACUGCGGGAUGCCGAUCGACACCUGGAACGACACCAGUCCCAGGCGGCAGCCAACCGCUCGUAUGCUGAGCUGGUCAAGUGGCAGGGCCAUGCCAUCCGCCUGCCGCUCCUCCGACUGCCCAACGACCUGGCCCCCCUCGCCCUGGAAUGCUUCGACUGCGUCCUCCGCUACUGCGGCGACAUUCCACUAGAUCCCGAGCUCACCGAGGUCAAGUGUGUCUACACGGUGCUAAUGCAUUGUCACAAAUACCUGGCCCUGAGAGACGAGGUGUACUGUCAGUUGAUGAAGCAGACCACGGCCAACCGAUCACCUUGCCCGGACAGCUCGCAGCGCGCUUGGCGCCUGCUGAGCAUUCUGGCCGCCUACUUUGGCUGCUCAGAUGCCUUGCGGCCGUACCUGAUGGAGCACCUGACGUCGGCCGCCUCGGACCGCCGUCGUUCCUGCCACGGCACGGCGGCCGUCUGCCUCACCAACCUGCGGAAGACGGCGCGCUGCGGCGGCCGCAAGAACGUGCCAAGCGUGGAGGAGGUGACGGCCGUGUCUGCCGGGCGCUCGGCCAGGCGACAGAUCUACAGGUUGCCGGGGGGCGCUGAGCGGGUGGUGAACACGCGCUGCUCCACGGUGGUAGCUGAUGUCAUAGCCGAGCUGUGCUCCCUGCUGGGCGUCGAGUCGGAGGCCGAGCAGCAGGAGUUCUCGUUGUACUGCAUCGUGCAGGGCGACGCGUUCACCAUGCCCUUGGCCGCCGACGAGUACAUACUGGACGUGACGACGGAGCUGCUCAAGUCCGGUCAGCCCUUCUACCUAAUCUUCUGCCGCUCCGUGUGGCACUUUGCCCUCAAGCGCGAGCCGGCGCCCAUGCCGCUGUAUGUGGAGGUUCUCUUCAACCAGGUGGCCCCCGACUACUUGGAGGGCCUGCUGCUGGAGCUGCCCGGCAACGGGGUGCCCAUGCCAGAGAUGGUGCGUGACAUGGCCAGGAUCGCGGCGCUGCUGCACCGCGCCGCCGACCUCAGUCAUGUGCCGGCCAUGAAGGAGAUCAAGUUUCUCCUGCCCAAGCCGGCGCUUGGCAUACGCGAGAUACGGCCCGCGCAGUGGGUCGGCCUGGUGCAGUCCGCCUGGCCGCAGGUGGCCGGCCUGAGUCCGAGCCAGGUGAAGGCCCAGUUCCUCAAUGUGCUGGCCGCCUGGCCGCUCUUCGGCAGCAGCUUCUUUGCGGUGAAGCGCAUCUGGGCCGAGGAAGGGCCGCACGUGGAAGACAACCACAGCCCCAUGUGGCGCGACCUAAUCCUCGCCCUCAAUCGGCGUGGAGUGCUCUUCCUCGACCCCAACACGCACGAGACUCUGCAGCACUGGAGCUUCAUGGAGGUGAUAUCCACGCGCAAGGUGCGCUCGGAGGAUGGAGCCCUCUUCUUGGACAUGAAGGUCGGCAAUCUCAUGCAGCAGCGCGUGAUUCGCGUCCAGACGGAGCAGGCGCAUGAGAUAUCGCGCCUGGUGCGCCAGUACAUCACCAUGGCCCAGAUCAGUCAGCGGGACAAACGGGAGCUCAAUUAGGGAGGGCCAAUCGAGAAGCGAGAACUAUUGUUUAACAAUUUUUCUACCAUUUUGGAUACAGAAUUUUUACAGAAUUAAUCGCCUCUCUAUUGGAUGUUUUCCGCAUAAAUUACAAUAUUUUUUUUUUCGUUUUGUAAGUUUUAUAAAAUAUAUUUAUAUGCAUACACAAGCCCAUAUACAAGAUAUGUACAUACAUACAUGCAAGAUACAUAUGUAUAUACAUAUGUACAUACUUGCAUAUAUACAUAAACGCAUUUAAAUUUGUUCACGUGCGAGUGUGUAUAUGCUUAUGUAUUGCUGGUCCUUUAGUUUUCUUUGCUUUCCAACUCCCCACAACUUGGUGGCUCUUGAAUGGCCAUAUACAUAUGUAUGUAACCAUCACCACCCCCACCCCCACAACCUUUUCCCCCAUCCCAGGCUUUAGGCAAGCCAAGUGCAAUGCGUGGGCAGCAUUCGAAUGCUCUGACACACAGAUUUGUAUAUUUUUCAAAUUUGCAAAAUAAUAAUUUUAUAUUUUAUUUUUUUUAAUUGGCUAGGGCGAAAGCU
Drosophila subobscura is the source of this 9925-nucleotide messenger RNA. It is a transcript of the gene Myo10A, whose product is annotated as unconventional myosin-XV. Lineage: Eukaryota; Metazoa; Arthropoda; Insecta; Diptera; Drosophilidae. Gene Ontology annotation, molecular function: cytoskeletal motor activity; protein binding; ATP binding. The transcript has 6 exons. The record is from RefSeq and is a predicted model, not a curated record. Gene Ontology annotation, cellular component: cytoskeleton; myosin complex. Bases 245 to 9379 code for a protein of 3044 amino acids.